Phascolarctos cinereus (koala) is the source of this 424-nucleotide messenger RNA. The record is from RefSeq and is a predicted model, not a curated record. Lineage: Eukaryota; Metazoa; Chordata; Mammalia; Diprotodontia; Phascolarctidae.
GUUCCUAGAUGGGAAACUGCUAGAUAUUAAUAAAGACUUCCAGCCAUAUUAUGGUGAAGGAGGACGAAUUUUGGAAAUCCGCACACCAGAUGCAGUGGCGUUGGUUAAAAAACAUGGGCAGUCUUUUGGCUAUACUGAAGGGGCACUGCUUGCACUAGCCAUGAUUAUCAUCCUCUGUUGUAUUCCUGCCAUCUUGGUCGUGUUGGUCAGCUACAGACAGUUUAAAGUACGACAAGAAGAAUGCACCAAGACAGCCAAGAUGCAGGCCCUGGCAGCGCCCAAGCCAGCAGCCCAGCCCCAGCAGCAGCAGCAGUAUGAAAUGCCCCAGUACGGAAGUCGCGGCGGCUGCUGCCACCUGCUGGUGAGGAGUAUGGCGAAGUGGCGGGAGAAGCUGAGGAAGAGUAUUACCCAGAGGAGGAGGUAG